Henningerozyma blattae CBS 6284 is the source of this 2052-nucleotide messenger RNA. Its product is annotated as NADPH cytochrome P450 oxidoreductase family protein. The record is from RefSeq and is a predicted model, not a curated record. Gene Ontology annotation, cellular component: cytosol. NCBI's taxonomy places the organism in Eukaryota, Fungi, Ascomycota, Saccharomycetes, Saccharomycetales, Saccharomycetaceae. Gene Ontology annotation, molecular function: flavin adenine dinucleotide binding; NADPH-hemoprotein reductase activity; FMN binding. The transcript has a single exon. Bases 1 to 2052 code for a protein of 683 amino acids.
AUGGUGGACGCUUUAGACUGUGUUGCCAUUUCAGGGUUAAUUGUAGCUGUUUUUGUUUAUUACAAUCGUGUUAAGUUAGCUGAUUGGUUAUUAGAAGAUGAUGAAGAUAUUACCGUUGCAAGUUCCGGAUGCCGUGUACUUGUAGAUGUAUUCCAUGAUAAUAAUAAGGAUUAUCUAGUUGUAUUUGGUUCCCAAACGGGUACAGCUGAAGAAUAUGCCAAGAAAUUUUCUAAAGAAUUGAAAACAAAAUUUGGAUUGAAUGUCAUGUGUGUUGAUAUUGAUAAUUAUGAUUUUGACACCUUAAAUCAAUUACCUACUGGUACAUUUGUCUCCUUUUUCAUUUCCACCUAUGGUGAAGGGGAUUUCCCCGAUACUGCUGUUGGUUUAGAUACUUUCUUAUCAAGCGCAGACCCUGAAAGUUUAAAUAAACUUAAAUUCACUAUUUUUGGAUUAGGUAAUUCAACUUAUGAAUUUUUUAAUGGUGCCUCCAAGAGAGCUUUGAAAGGCUUAGUAGACGCCGGGGCUACCCAUAUCGGUAAAUUUGGUAUGGCUGAUGAUGGUUUUGGAACUACUGAUGAAGAUUAUUUAUCUUGGAAAGAUGAAAUAUUAGAUAUAUUGAAGGCUGAAGGUGAUUUUAAAGUAACAAACAGUAAAUGGAAACCUUCUUUUAUUUUACAGAAAUUGAAUGAAUUAAAUGACAAAGUCUCAUUAGGUGAACCUUCUUUACAAUAUUUACCUUCAUCCAAAUUACCAACUACAUCUGAAGGUAUUCAAACAGGUCCAUUUGAUUUGUCAUAUCCUUAUGUAGCUCCAAUUGUCAAGACUCAAGAAUUAUUUUCUUUAGGUAAUGAACGUAAUUGUGUCCAUGUAGAAAUAGAUGUAUCAAAAUCGAAUUUAAAAUAUUCCACAGGUGAUCAUUUAGGUAUUUGGCCAUCUAAUCCAUUAGAAGAGGUGGAUAAAUUUUUAACUGCCUUUAAUUUAGAAUCUGGUAAUCAAGUAUUUAAAUUGAAAGCAAAUGAUCAUACUUUAAAAUUACCUUUCCCUAUCGUACCAACUACAAUCCGUUCAGCUGUUCAACAUUAUUUGGAAAUUACAGGUCCAAUUUCAAGAGAUCUUUUUACUCAAUUGAUCCAAUUUGCUCCUAAUUUAGAUAUUAAAAAUACGAUUGAUAAAUUAUCAAAGGAUAAAGAGCUAUUUGCAAAAGAAAUUACCUCUAAAUAUUUCAAUCUUGCAGAUGCCUUAUUAGAAUUAUCAAAUGGUAAACCAUGGACUAAAGUCCCAUGGGAAUUUCUAUGUGAAUCGAUUCCAAAAUUACAACCAAGAUAUUACUCUAUUUCUUCAUCUGCCAUCAGUGAAAAGCAGACUAUUCAUAUUACAGCUAUUGUAGAAAAAUCUUUUAAUCCAAUUAAUAGUAAACCAAUUUUGGGUGUAACUACUAAUCUUUUACAUAAUAUUGAAGUAGAGCAAAACAAUUCACAAGAUAAUUUAAUUACACACUACGAUUUGGAUGGUCCACGUGGAUUAUAUUCUAACUAUAAGUUACCAGUUUAUGUUCGUAAAUCCACAUUUAGACUACCCACUAAUCCAAGUACACCAGUUAUUAUGAUUGGUCCAGGAACAGGGGUAGCACCAUUCCGUGGGUUUAUUAGAGAAAGAGUAGCUAUGCUUAAAAAUGAACCAAAUAUUAAAUUUGGUAAACAAUUAUUAUUUUAUGGUUCACGUAAUGAAGAUGAUUAUUUGUAUAAGAAUGAAUGGCCCAAAUAUUCUGAAUCUUUAGGUAAUACAUUUGAAAUGAUUGUUUGUCAUUCACGUUUACCAGGAUCCAAGAAGGUUUAUGUUCAAGAUAAAUUAAAUGAAAACCGCCAAGAGGUAUUAAAAUUAUUGGAUGCAGGUGCGUUUAUUUAUAUUUGUGGUGAUGCUAAACAUAUGGCAAGAGACGUUAAUAAAGUAUUGACUGAUAUUUUGCAAUCUAAAGGUAUGAAUGAAGAAGAAGCUACAAAUGUAUUAAAGACAUUUAGAACAUCCGGCCGUUAUCAAGAAGAUGUUUGGUAA